This is a messenger RNA of Linum trigynum, 540 nucleotides long. The record is from the annotation of a GenBank genome assembly. NCBI's taxonomy places the organism in Eukaryota, Viridiplantae, Streptophyta, Magnoliopsida, Malpighiales, Linaceae.
AUGGAUGUCGAUGCGCAGCCAACGAUGGAGGAAACCAUAUUGGUCGGGGAAGACCUAAUGUUGGGGCCACCAUCUCCUCUCAUCCCGAAAGAAAUUGCCUCUCAUGUGGUGGAAGGCGUUGAAUUAUGCGAUGGAGUCUUAAAGAACCUUUUCUUAUGCUUGCAAGUCAAUGACAUUGAACCUUUCUGUCAAGACGAGCUUUCUUUGUACAGAGAAUGUGCUGAAAAGCGGGAUAAGAUGCUAAGGCAACGCCUUCAAGACAGUGAACACAAAUUGGGGUUAUCAAUGCCCUUGGAUCAGGCGAAGGAUCGUGUUGCUCAACUUGAAGCAGAAGCGACAGCUUUUGAGAGGCGCCUGAUUCUUGCCAGUGGAGUUGAAGGCAUUGAAGGAUUUCGCCAAAGAUGGAGCUUGCAUGGUCGUAUGAGUGACACCAAGAAACGGCUAGAGGCUCUAAAGCAGGGGAUGGAGAGCAGAACGCCAGAGUUAAAAAAUGAUGAACCAACUCCAGCACCAAAUAAGAAAAGAUGGUUUCUCUGGUAA